Molecule: messenger RNA, 1819 nt
Organism: Ostrinia nubilalis (European corn borer)
Lineage: Eukaryota; Metazoa; Arthropoda; Insecta; Lepidoptera; Crambidae
Product: UDP-glucosyltransferase 2-like
Exons: 4
Coding region: 198-1769 (523 amino acids)
Molecular function (GO): UDP-glycosyltransferase activity
Source: RefSeq, a predicted model, not a curated record
GGCGUAGUCACCGAUGUGACUGUGAGCCGAUGCUAUUUUAAGAUCAGUUAGUAAAAUAUUCACACGAGGAACACUACGCGUGAUCGUGAAUUACAAAUGUCCAUCCGUGUAUAGUAAGAAAAAAGAUUAUAAUUCAUUCAUAAAAAGUGUUUACCUAAGUGUUUGUAAGUGACCGAGAGUGAUCGUAGCGCACAAAAAUGCAGUCUUCGACGAUUUUGGUGUUAAUUUCCAUGAUAUUGAUGAAUAGUGUCAACUGUGCAAGAAUUUUAGGGAUAUUUCCCAUGCCCUCAAGGAGUCAUCAGAUCGUAUUCCAAAGUUAUACCAAAGAAUUAGCCAAAAGAGGCCAUGAACUUGUUGUUAUAUCGCCUGACCCUUUUCCUCCUGAUACACGACCAGAAAACUUGACCGAUAUCGACGUAAGUUUUUCAUAUCAAGUUAUGAAAAAUCUUUUCACAGCCAAUUUAUUGGACUUGAAACAGGGAGUCAUCAUGGAUAUUGAUGCUAUCAUAGCUGGUAAUCUGUACGAAAAGUUCGUUUAUGCAUACGUUGACCAAAUGAAUCACCCACCAGUGCGAAAAUUGGUCAACGAUAAGAAUCAACGGUUUGAUUUGGUCGUGGUGGAAGGGUUUUUAGAUUACCAUUUGAUGUUUACGGAAAUUUUCAAAGCGCCGGUGAUAAUGUUCCCAUCUUUUAUGGGUUUUGCGGAACAGUAUGAAAUGCUUGGAGGGAUUGGAAGGCAUCCAAUUUUGUACCCCCAUCUCCAUAGAAACAAAUUUGAUGAUCUGAAUCUUUUUGAAUGGGCAAAAGAGUUGUAUUAUGAAUAUCGAAUGUAUGCGAUGUUUGAAAGAUUGGAGCACAAACAAAAUGAAUUGCUGAAGGAGAAUUUCGGAGCCAAUGCUCCAAAUGUGAAUGAACUAAGAGAUAAUAUUGACUUACUGCUUUUGAAUUCAUAUGCUGAUUUUGCUAAUAACCGACCAGUGCCUCCGAAUAUUAUUUAUUUGGGUGCAGUCCAAUUGCAGCCGGUUAAAGAAAUCCCAAAGAACUUAAAGGAUUAUUUAGACAGUUCAAGCCGUGGAGUCAUUUACGUCAGCUUUGGGAGCAACAUAAUGCCCUCAAGGAUGUCCAAGGAACUCUUGGGUGCAAUCCUGGAGGCGUUCGAGAAGCUGCCAUAUGAUAUACUGUGGAAAUUCGAUGGAGAUAACUUGGAAAACGUACCGAAGAACGUCAAAUAUAUGAAGUGGUUCCCUCAGAGAGAUUUGCUUUUCCACCCAAACAUCAAGGCGUUCGUCACGCAAUGCGGACUGCAGUCCACUGAUGAAGCCAUAGACGCUGGAGUGCCUUUAGUAGGUAUACCGAUGAUGGCUGAACAGGCCUACAACGCGAAGAAGUACAAAGACUUCGGAAUCGGAGUCAAACUGGAUCCAAUGACCUUGACAGCUGAUGAUUUCGUGAACGGUGUUAAUACUGUUGUGGAGGAUAUAAGUUACAAAAACAACAUAUUACGUUUAAAGAAGAUUCAUCAAGACCAGCCACAGAGUCCACUAGAGCGCGCAGUAUGGUGGACAGAAUACGUCAUCCGACACUCCGGCGCACGUCACAUGCGGAGUCCAGCGGCCAACAUGCCCUGGCAUAAAUACUACAUGCUAGACAUACUUCUGCCUCUUCUAGGAUUGUUUAUAACUGUUUUAAUAGUCGUGGCAACACUGUUGCGGUUUGUUUGUAAUAUCAUUGGAGUUUUUGGGGGAAAGGAGAAAUUUAAACAGAAGUGAUUGUAGAAUUUUAUAGCUUUUUAAUAAAAUGUUUUUGUUAUUCAAAAUUA